UUCAUGGCAAUACACCUGCAAUUUUAAGGAAGUUACUGCAACAAGCUAACAAAUUUCUAGAACCGCAGUCAUCAUAUGAUCGGAAACUACAAAAAAUAUGGGAAAAUUUUGUUAGUUUUUGCCAAAUACAUAGAAUAGGCUAUCUACCUGCUACAAAAAAUGCAAUAUUGGCUUACUUAGUAUGGGUGGUGGAAGCCCAAGAGGGCCCAAAACCAUCGUUGAUACUUUUAUCAGUUGCAUGGGCACAUGUACGAUGUGGGUUUGAAGACCCGACCAAACAGUAUGAU
Racocetra fulgida is the source of this 287-nucleotide messenger RNA. Lineage: Eukaryota; Fungi; Glomeromycota; Glomeromycetes; Diversisporales; Gigasporaceae. The record is from the annotation of a GenBank genome assembly.